Messenger RNA from Wyeomyia smithii (pitcher-plant mosquito), 3093 nucleotides. RefSeq lists its product as uncharacterized. NCBI's taxonomy places the organism in Eukaryota, Metazoa, Arthropoda, Insecta, Diptera, Culicidae. The record is from RefSeq and is a predicted model, not a curated record. The transcript is spliced from 3 exons. Bases 2473 to 3093 code for a protein of 206 amino acids.
UUCGUCGGUGGCGGUGUGCCGUCAUCGAAUGAACAUUUUGAGCUGUGAACCUUGGUCUGUGCUUGGCUGCCCAGCCCCACACAGGCAAGACGGUUUAGUAUUUUUGGAUCGCUUCAAUAAAUCGGUUCUAUCAGUGGAUUCUCAGCGUGAGACCGGGCAUUAUCUAUAUACGCACAGCGCCGUUACUGGCCACGGCAGAGACGUCGUCGUCGUCGUAACCAGGGGGGAAGAAGAUUCGACUUGACCAUCACCGAUUUCAUCGCCCCGUGUGUGUUUUUGCGUUCCCGGUGCUGGCGGAAACUUCCACUGUUGCCCCGUGUGAGACGGAACGGCUGCCGGUGGAUUGCUCCGGAAUUUCGCGCGUCGCGGUUUGAUUGUAGGUAUUUUUAUCGCCUCCAAGUUCGCGUCCGGUUCGUUCGUUCGUUCGCAGUCGGAGUUGACUGUUGAACUGUAUGAAAUCGGUAUGAAACAGGCACGGGACCAUUAGGUGAUAAGAGGCGAGUAGCGACGCAUUUUGUGACGUUAGUUUCAUGUGUUUCUGCAGGCCCGGAGAUCCGACGCCUCAUUAUCACCCUCGUGUGGUGUGUGCUACUGUAUUCUUCGGGUUUGGCUGUGCUGCAUCAUUAUCGCCUAUCGCUCGCGGAGAUCGACCCGGCCAAGUGUGUCUGUGUGCGGUCAUGUGUUUGUGGCUAGAUGUUUACUGAUCGAGAUUUUUCUCCGUCUACCAAGAAAGGCGCUGAUUUGCAACAAGAUCGGUGUCGGUUUGCGUUACCUUCGUGUUUGUUUUUUCUGUUGAAGCGAGUUAUCACCGCCGUUUAAUCGUGCAAGGCUGAGCACCAGAAGUUUUUUCAAGCCGAAGAAAGCUUCCGGUGAAAGGCAAUAAAAAACUCGUUAAAAUUACCUCACGUGCUAUACUUUACUACUUAUCCCGUCGAGAAGAACAGAGCAGCAAGGUGGAACGGCAAUCAGUUUAGUUCAGGAGAAAAAAGCAAAAUCCCUUAUUUUUUCAAGCGAAAGAAGAUUUAUGCACCCAAACAGCGCUAUACGCACAGUGAUUACUGGAUCUGAAGUCAGCCAGUCGGAGAAAACGGUUUCCUACUUCGGAAAAAGUGAGAAUGUUACCUUGGGAAAUCUAUACCAGCAAAGCGCGGGAUUCGAUAGAAUGAAUUGGCUUCGCCCAUGCGAGCUCAACUGGAUCGGUGGUUGCGGUUUGUGCGGAACAGCUGAUUUCGUGCCACUCGGGCUAAAGCAAACGCCAUCGCAUCCUGCGUUGCCUGAGUAAAAACCCGGAGCGCUCAAGUGGAACAUCACGAGAGAAUAACGGAAGCGUCACUUGGUUUGUUGUUGGUUAACUAUAGGAGCGACUUUCCUGCCGCAUGCAAAACAAUAUCGCACGCUUAGCCUUGGGGCUAAUAGCGGUCUCGAUCAACUAGAUUAGUUGAGAGAAUUCGUUAUCGAUAUUGUUUUUUGGCACAUUUUGCAUGUGUAGGAUAAGUACAACGAUACACCGUGCCCCAGUGCUGAGUCGAGAAAAUUUCCAGCUCGAAAAGAUCCUCGACUCGAUCGGGAAUCGAACCCGAUAUCACAACCGUGUGGGAGAGCUAGCCGACCGACAUCGCUAACCACAGAGCCACGGGGACCACAGUUGCCGCAUGCCCCGAGGUUUAAUCAUCUCUGCCUAGUGACACGACCGGCUGGAGCCGACGACAGGCGGAGGAAUUUCCUCGACCGGUAAUUCAACAUCACCAACGUCGGAACCAAGCAACGGAAAUAAAUGGUUUCCUCGUACCAGAAGGCAACUACGCCGGAGAAUAAAUGAAAAAGUUUCUAGUUUUAUCGUUCCGAGCACUGUUGGCGCGAGUGAUUUCUUUAUCGAGAAUUGUGUAGUGUAGUCCAAAUGUGGGAAAAGUGAGGAUUUGAAAUAAGGAGCAGUCAGUAAUUGAAGCCGCGUUGUUCUCUGGUAAUACAAAAGGGUGCUUAUAAUUUCAACAGGCAGGCAGCCACAGUAAUGUGCAGUAGAAGAAUGAUGAAACGGAAAGCUUGCUGGCUAUUGUGAAUUUUCAAUUAGAUUGUGGCAUGAAAAGGAGAUGAAUGUGUAAAGAAUGCAGCAAAAAGCACAAAAGUGAUCGAAUUUAUGGCUGCUGGGGAGAGUGUUCAUUGAUAAGUUACUUCGUGAAGUAACGCGAAGCAAUAAUUGCGGGGAGAGUCGUGCUCGUAGUACAAGUGAAAAUUUUUAAUUAAACCGUUUCUUUGUUCUGGAUAUGAAAGAAUCAUGAAUGACAUCGAAGUUAAUCGGGAAAUCUAGCUUAAAGCUCAAAAGCUGAUACAAGAGCGAAAUUAUUUACCACGAAAAUCUCAACGCAGUCAAGCUAAUGAGGAAAAGCAAUGAAAUGAAACCAUCCAAUUAUUUUUGAAGCAGUUCAGCAGUUGUUUACUCCUUCCUCAAAACGAGCCCGGAGGAGUAACCCGUGAAUGUGGCUCAAUGGUUUAUGCUGUGGCGGUGGUGGUCUCUGCGGCACCGGAGACGGUAUACUGAAAAAAUCUGGUCAGUGCUGCCGGUCGGAACCAACAGAACAGGAGGAGCUGAACGGUUCCUCAACGGGUCUUCCGGUGGAAGAGUGUGGCGUUCCGGACCCACCGGCAGCGGUCAAAUUCGGUCCGAAGUGCGUCGUGGAACGCGAUCCGACCGCUACGGGUUCCCAUGUAGUUAUGGGUUGUACUCCUAGCAUCCUAUCCAAUAGCAGUGGCGAUGGUGGCGGUGCCGGCAGCACUAGAGACAUCAGCAACCAGCAGCAGCGUAAGGACAGCGGUGGCCUCCACGGAGCUGCAAAUGUAUGCGUCGGAACUGGCAGCGAUAGUAAUGGUGCCAAUAAUAAUAAACUGGUGGGGCACCCUGCUCUGAACAAUCAGACUCAAAUGCUCGGCCCAGGAGGGCCAUUCAUUCGGAAGGAUCCCUGCGGCGGAAGCGGAUCGGCUGGUGAAAUGGAGUGCAUCAAGAAAGACUCAAUCGUGUCAAUUACCGGACUAGGCCAUGUUUCCGUCGUUUCCAACGUGUUGCGAAGGCCCACCGUCGGAAGUAAGUCACUAGCGUAG